This is a messenger RNA of Podarcis muralis (Common wall lizard), 1652 nucleotides long. Lineage: Eukaryota; Metazoa; Chordata; Lepidosauria; Squamata; Lacertidae. The record is from RefSeq and is a predicted model, not a curated record.
GCAGAGCCUGUCACCCUGGGCGUGCCCAGCCAUCCUGGCACGCCGGCCGGCACCACCGAGGGAGACGGGCAGGAUUCCCAAAUCCUAGACACAACAGCCGGCGGAUCCCCCGUCCUCGAUGACGGUACAAACGAUGGAGGGCGGGAGGACGGGGCUGCGGGCGGGGCUGCCUCCUCAAGCCACGCUCACCGACCCUCUGGACUGCCCUGCCGCGGGAGAGGCGGAGCCAAACAGAGGAGGUCCCGGAGGUUUAGCCCGAGCAGAAGCCUCUGCGGAUCCCGGCCAUGAACCUCUGGUAAAUUCCUGGAAGGAAGGAGGAGCAGACUCGCCUGUUGCUCUCGGUGCUUCUGUUGGUGCCUCUUUAUCGAGCUGCUCUUCCGGGAGAGACACGGCACGGCCCAAGUCCCUGGAUCCGAGAGCCUGCCAAGAAGGCGUUUCGAAGCACUUGCACCCAAGCCUCACGCAAGCCUGGCUUGGUGGCCCUUCCCCAAACGACGACACAGCUUGUUGUUCUUCUCUCUCAGAAAUGGCAGCAGAGGAGAAGCCCCUGCAAGGGCUGCUGAAGUGCCUGAAGGAAUUGAUCGUCCAUCAGCCCCCUCACACAUCCCGCUGGAACCCCAGCAGCAGCUGGCAGCCAGCCCUGCGGCAGAAGAUGAGGGAAGGGGCCUGUGGGUCUCCCCUUGGCCAAGUUAAAAUUGAAGCCGUGGAUGAGGAGCUGCCUGCCCCUAGCCUGGAAAACACUGCUGCACAAGGAGGAUCCAGCCCUCCGGUUGCUCCCUCCUGUCGUGUUUCCACCUGCCAGACUGAAGGAGGCAGGAGAAGGAGCCGGUCAGAGGCAAAGGACAGGAACAUCUUUGCAGUGGUUAAAAUGGAAGAACCAUCUGAGGACCUUGUGCGAGACCUGAAGGAAGUCCCCGAGGAGGAGCGAGACCUGACACCUAGCCUCCCCGAAGGAUCCCUCUCUCAAAGCAGCCCAGAGACAGGGAUGGACCUGGGGAUGUGGGUCCCAUAUUCGGAGGCCUGGAGCCCAGUGACCAGUCCUCUCCAUGGGCUCCUGAACUGCCUGAAGGACAUCCCUGACCCAAGGCCUCAGGCCUCCCAAGCUGUGGCUGGAAAAAGAGGAGGAGGAGGAAAAGAGCGAAGGAAAGGAGGAAAGAGAGGAAGAUUAGACCCUCUUCCAGAGUGUUUUCUCCCUCGAGGGCCAGAGACCUUCCUUGGUGAAUCGCCCUGCCAAACACCCUCGCCUGUCUCCGGUGUGCGCCAGCAGCCACCGGGGUCCAGACACAGAAUGGCGGAAAUCCAAGGCGGGGACAUCACGAGAAGGACUCGGCACCCCCUUGCAAGGCCUGGAGAGGUGUCUGAAGGAGGUCCCCACUGGCGCCCACAGCCAGCCCUGUUCUCCGACCAUCAGCUCCUCCAUCGGCAGCUCCCCAGACAGGCUCCCCCGGCGGACCCCCGCGACCGGGAAGUGGGCGAAGAAGGAGGAAGGGCUCAGUCGGAACGGCACCCCUCUGCAGGGGCUGGAAAGGUGUCUGAAGGAGCUUCCCCCUGAGCUCGCCCAGCCAGCCCUCUUCGCCAGCCGUCAGCAGCUCCCCAGACAGGCUCCACAGGUGGACCCUGGAGGCAGGGAGGUGGAUGAGGAGGGAGGGAAG